Molecule: messenger RNA, 1596 nt
Organism: Botrytis byssoidea
Lineage: Eukaryota; Fungi; Ascomycota; Leotiomycetes; Helotiales; Sclerotiniaceae
Exons: 3
Coding region: 1-1596 (531 amino acids)
Biological process (GO): tetrahydrofolate biosynthetic process
Cellular component (GO): mitochondrial envelope
Molecular function (GO): 2-amino-4-hydroxy-6-hydroxymethyldihydropteridine diphosphokinase activity; dihydropteroate synthase activity
Source: RefSeq, a predicted model, not a curated record
AUGAGGGGCUCUCUAUUAUCAUCCGUGGUGAGGCGGAGUGUGAAUUUACCACGACCGUUUGUCCAAAGACCUUUCCAGGCAGUUUGUAAAGUCAAGAGCUCCGCAUCUUUGACAUCUCGAAGCUAUAGUUCCGACAGUGCAGUCUCAUCACCACUUCCCUGGACUCAACAUCCUCUUAAUACCAAUUCACCUAGUGAAAAUGAUGUGACACAGCUUUCCAAAUCUCAAAGUCAACCUCGACUUGCAUACAUUGCAUUGGGUAGUAACCUUGGUGAUCGAGUGGGAUGGAUCGAAAUGGCUUGCAACAAAAUGUCGGAGAGAGGCAUCAAAGUCAAGAGAACGAGUGGGUUAUGGGAAACUGAACCUAUGUACGUUCUUGAUCAAGAGAAUUUUAUAAAUGGUGCUUGUGAGGUAGAAACAACCUUGGAACCGAUUGCUCUAUUAAAUGAACUUCAAGCUAUUGAGAAUGAGAUGGGUCGAAUGAAGAUUAUUGACAAAGGUCCAAGAAAUAUUGACCUUGAUAUUCUACUUUACGAGAACGAGGUUGUAGAUCACCCAAGGUUACAAAUACCUCAUCCUGGGAUGGUUGAGCGGGAGUUUGUUUUGAGACCACUGGCGGAGCUUAUUCCUGGACAACCUUUGAAUCCGAAAACUCCAUGGAAGUUUACCCAGGAUUAUCUAAAUGAAUUGCCGCCAUCCCCAACCCCUUUAUCUACCACAACCCCAUUACAUCCAUCGAUUGGUUCAUUGCAUGCUCUUAAAAGGAAUCGCCAAACCCAUGUAAUGGCAAUUCUGAAUAUGACACCCGAUUCUUUCUCCGAUGGGGGCAAAAAUCUCAAUGAGAGAUAUUUUCUACGAGCCAAAUCCUCACAACUGAUUGGAUUCGGAGCAACUAUCAUUGAUAUUGGUGGUCAAUCAACCGCACCAGGUGCUCCUGAAGUAUCUUCUGAGGUAGAAAUAAGUCGCGUUCUACCGGCUAUCCAAGAGAUUAGGAAUACCAAAUCGCCCAAGAACGUAGCAAUUAGUAUCGAUACUUAUAGGGCAUCUGUAGCUAGGGCUGCUGUUGAAGCAGGUGCGGAUAUCAUUAAUGAUGUCUCUUCAGGUCAACUUGAUCCUGACAUGCUAUCUACCAUGGCCCAACUUGGAAAGACCGUAUGUCUUAUGCACAUGAGAGGAACGCCAGCAACUAUGACGACUCUUACAGACUAUGAGCCUGAGGGCCUCAUUCCAACCAUUGGAAAAGAGCUACUAGAGCGAGUAGCAGAAGCGGAGGCUGCCGGUAUUCGGCGAUGGCGUAUAAUUCUAGAUCCCGGAAUUGGAUUUGCGAAAACACAAGAUCAGAACCUCGAAAUACUUCGUCGGAUGGAUGAAUUGCGUGAUUGGCCCGGCCUACAAGGCCUGCCGUGGUUGAUAGGAGCCAGUCGAAAGAAGUUCAUUGGCAAAAUCACAGGAGUCGAUAGCCCGAGCGAAAGAGACUGGGGUACUGCGGCGACAGUGACUGCAGCGAUUCAAGGUGGAGCUGACAUCGUGAGAGUACAUUCUGUAGGGAAGUUAGCUAGGGUGGCUAAGAUGUCGGAUGCCAUAUAUAGAGUUUGA